Molecule: messenger RNA, 1731 nt
Organism: Hibiscus syriacus
Lineage: Eukaryota; Viridiplantae; Streptophyta; Magnoliopsida; Malvales; Malvaceae
Product: probable alpha-amylase 2
Exons: 13
Coding region: 358-1590 (410 amino acids)
Biological process (GO): carbohydrate metabolic process
Molecular function (GO): calcium ion binding; alpha-amylase activity
Source: RefSeq, a predicted model, not a curated record
GUUAAUUCUCCCCAAAUAUUUUUUAAGACAUAUCGAUUCCUUAACCUUCUUCAUCUCCAACUCGCUCGAUAGCGACAGCAACAGCAACGGCAACUCAGGCUCGCCGCUAUUCACCAUUGAAAUAUGUAUAUAUAUAACAUUGUAAAAGCCUUCUUCUUCAAGCCAAUUUCCCUCUAUUUCCUUCUCAGAGCGUAAGGUCAAUUCCCGGGCCUUUGCCUUUUGUUAUUCAUUCCUACCUCUGGAACGCGAGAACCCAUCCACGCUGCGAGCGGAUCGCAGUCAAAUUUAUAUAGGUGUCUCAGUGCUUCAUUUUCCACGACCCAGCGUCAAAUUUGGGCAGCAACUACUUGACUCGAUAUGGAUAACUUGGAACAUACCGUUGAGGAAAGCAAUGAUCUUGGUGUCGUGUUGAGGAAGGGAAGGGAAAUCCUUUUGCAGGGUUUUAACUGGGAGUCUCAGAAACAUGGCUGGUGGGAAAACUUAGAAAAGAAAGUUCCUGAUAUUGCAAAAUCUGGGUUUACAUCUGUAUGGCUGCCACCAGCUACUCAUUCCUUUUCACCCGAAGGGUACCUUCCCCAAAACCUAUAUUCACUCAGUUCGUCAUAUGGGUCUGAGCAGUCAUUGAAAGCUUUACUUCAAAGUCUGGAGAAGUUCAAAGUUAGAGCAAUGGCUGACAUAGUAAUCAAUCAUCGUAUUGGAACUACUCAAGGACAUAGAGGAAUAUAUAACCGUUAUGAUGGAAUUCCACUAGCAUGGGAUGAGCAUGCUGUCACGUCUUGUACUGGUGGAUUAGGUAACCAUAGCACUGGAGACAACUUCCAUGGGGUUCCAAAUAUUGAUCACAGCCAAGAAUUUGUCCGGAGAGACAUCAUAGGGUGGCUGCAGUGGCUGCGUAGUAUUGGUUUUCAAAAUUUUCGCUUUGAUUUUGCAAAGGGUUAUUCAGCAAAAUAUGUGAAAGAAUACAUUGAAGGAGCAAAGCCUAUAUUUUCUGUUGGGGAGUAUUGGGAUUCUUGCAAUUAUAAUGGAUCUAUAUUAGACUACAACCAAGAUAGCCACAGACAAAGGAUCAUUAAUUGGAUUGAUGCCACGGGGCAGCUUUCAACUGCAUUUGACUUCACAACCAAGGGGAUUCUUCAGGAAGCUGUAAAGGGGCAGUUCUGGCGCCUGCGGGACCCUGAAGGGAAGCCUCCAGGUGUAAUGGGGUGGUGGCCUUCUAGGGCUGUCACAUUUAUUGAGAACCAUGACACAGGCUCAACCCAGGCUCAUUGGCCUUUCCCCUCAAAUAAUAUUAUGGAGGGUUACGCAUACAUACUUACACAUCCAGGAAUACCCACGGUGUUCUAUGAUCACUUCUAUGAUUGCGGUGAUUCCAUUCACGAACAAAUUGUUAAAUUGAUGGAGAUAAGGAGGAGUGAGGAUAUUCACAGCCGGUCAUCUGUCAGAAUUUUGGAGGCCCAAGACAAUCUCUAUUCCGCGAUAGGAGAGAAAAUAUGCAUGAAGGUUGGGGAUGGUUCAUGGUGUCCAACAGACGGAGGGUGGACACUAGCAACUAGCGGACAAAGAUAUGCAGUAUGGCAAAAAAAGGAAUAAUCGUAUAGCUUGUUAGUUUCUUUUCAACUUUUGAUCCUCUCCUGCCGGGAAUGAAUCAAUAAGUUAUAGUAUAGAAAUGGCGAUAUGGCGUGGUAUGGUGUACUUAGAUUGAGUUAAUGGCGAUGCUUAUUAUCUAUGUCC